ACUAUAACCAAUUUUCAACUGGAGGUAACCAAUUUUUGUCUUCAGGAAGUCAUUUUUCUUCUGCUGCCAACCAGUUUUCAUCAGAUGACUAUGAUUCACCUGUAGACAACCAGUUUUCAUCAUCUGCUGAUUAUGAUGCCUUCGGCUGCAGACAACCAAUUUCAUCAGUUGUCAUCCACAAUUAACCAAUUGUCUUCCUCUGACAACCAUGAAGCAGACAAUCAAUUCUCAUCAGACUCAGCUGCAGACAGAGAGUUUUCGUCUUCAGUCAACAAGUUCUCAUCAACAGACAAUGAAUACUCUUCAUCUGAUGACUAUGACAACCAGUUUCCCUCUACAUCCAACCAGUUUUCUCCAUCUAACAACUUUGACUCAUCGAACACACAGUUCACAUCUAUUAACAGCCAAGUUCUUGACAGCACCGACUCAGCAACAGAAGACCAAUCCUCGUCCUUCGACACAUACGACUCGACCACAGACGGCCACUUCAAGUCUGACUCGAGCGUCCAGCUUUCACCUUCAGACAGCCGCAACGCAGCCACCGGCAGCCCGUUCUCCUCCAGCGGCAGCCAUGACUCACAGGUCGGCGCCCACUUCUCGGCGUCCGGCUCCCAGGGAUCCCUCUUCGCCUUCACCUCGAGCGGCCAGGCUUCCGGAUCCUCCUCGGGCUACGCGUCCCACGGGGUCAAGAGGCCCUCCUCGCUCGGCCAGAGGUCCGGGUCUGGCGUGGUCGGGUCUUCUGGCCUGACCGGGUUCAUCGUCCACCUCACCGGCAGAGGGUCAGUCCACGCCGGCGCCUGCCCGACCCUGAGGAAGGACUGCGACCCCGGCAGGAGCGCCCCGAGGACGUGCCUCAACGACUCCUCCUGCGGGCCGUCGGAGAAGUGCUGCUUCGACACGUGCAGCGCCGCCCUCUGGGUGUGCACACCCUCCGUGUCCCCGGCGUGAGGAGGCUGGGAGGCGGACGUCACUUUCGAAAAUCAUUCUCUUCCUCGGAAACAGUUUUAGGAAGGUUGUCUGGAAAAGGGUUUGAGGUUUUUCGGUGGAUGAUCUGCUUUGUUUCGUCUGAGGGUGAAUUAAAAGUUUGCAGCUUA
This is a messenger RNA of Penaeus chinensis, 1094 nucleotides long. RefSeq names its product dentin sialophosphoprotein-like. Gene Ontology annotation, molecular function: peptidase inhibitor activity. The coding region runs from base 133 to 948 and encodes 271 amino acids. The transcript has 2 exons. Gene Ontology annotation, cellular component: extracellular region. The record is from RefSeq and is a predicted model, not a curated record. NCBI's taxonomy places the organism in Eukaryota, Metazoa, Arthropoda, Malacostraca, Decapoda, Penaeidae.